ACCUAAAAAAGCAUCCUAACCUUAUCUUGGCAGGAUCGGAAAUUACUACCAACAAUUUUCAGUCCGUAAGAAUUCUUCAAUUUCGGGGAAAUCUCUUCCCAACCGCAAUUUCGUCCCAAUUUUCUCUGGAGGAGAAGCUACUACAAUGCCGGAAGAAACCCUAGAACGCCGGAGCUCCGUCGCCGCUCCUCUCGUCUUCGCCGUCGUCAUGGCUUUCCACUUCCUCUCGUGGUGGUUCGACCGCCUGAAGAAGGCAGGAUCGGCGAGUGAGAUGGAGAUCCAGCUGCGCAGGGAGAUUAGGGAGCUCUUGAAAGAGGCGAGCUCGUUGUCGCAACCAUCAACGUUUGCACAAGCUGCAAAGCUUAAAAGAUUGGCAGCUGCUAAGGAGAAGGAAUUGACAAAAAUUCAAGAAUCACGCAGCAGAGAGAUGAAGCACUCCUAUGAUUUGUAUUUGAGAGUGCUGUUUUAUACAAAGGUGUUUACGUAUUUUGUGCUGAUUUGCUGGUUUUGGAAAGCUCCUAUUGCUACGAUAUCUCAGCAGCUAGUUCAACCAUUUGGAAGACUAUUAUCAUGGGGAGCUGGAAGCCAUUUAGGUGGCCAUGUUAUGGUUGGGAUCAUACCCUGGUUGAUACUAUCUACAAGGGUGAGCAGAUACGUUGUUAAACACUUCAAAUGAUAAAUAAACUGGAUCUAGCUGCCUAUAUCCCUGAUUGAUGAUCUCCAAUUGAUCAUCAUUUCCGCUAUGGGUGGGAGAGAGGAGGCCGAAUUUGUGCUGAUUCUUUUAUAUUGGUGCAUCAUUUUGCCUCACAUUUCUGUCUCUUUUCUUUUGCACAUUAUGUCUAGUGCAGUUUUGGCGUUGAUCAUGUAAUUUAGCGACUUUAGAAGUUCGAUUUCUUAUUUGUCACCUGAAGCUUUGUAGUAGAAUUGAAUCCACUUGUAUAGUUAGUGUUGUGU
Molecule: messenger RNA, 954 nt
Organism: Rhodamnia argentea
Lineage: Eukaryota; Viridiplantae; Streptophyta; Magnoliopsida; Myrtales; Myrtaceae
Product: protein GET1
Exons: 7
Coding region: 146-676 (176 amino acids)
Biological process (GO): tail-anchored membrane protein insertion into ER membrane
Source: RefSeq, a predicted model, not a curated record